UUAGAUGCAUUUUAGAUGUGACUCGUGUUCAUUUGUUUAGUAACUUAAUUUCUUUGUUGAUGUUCUUUUUGCCGUGACCCUGUUCGAACAGGAAGCAGCUAUGACACGAAACGGUACGCAACACACACACUCAUUUUGUAAAGUGGUAAAACAUUCAGAGUGUGUCUGUCAUGUUUGAAUCUGAUUUUGUCUGUAUGAGAUGAAAUUAAUCACUUUACACCUCCUGCUGUGUUGACAACAAGAUGGAUCAAAACAUUGCUGAUAUUCUGAAUGAUGCAUUCAAAGAAACAGAGACAAAGUUUGAGAAUUUGAACUUUGAUGAUGACGCAGCAACCACACACACCGUUAAUGUACCUCAACAUAAGCUAGACAUGGAGGAGGGCAACGAUCUCAGAGAAUCCAGUGGAUCUGAUUCAGACACAGAUUUAGAGUGGACAAAUAGGGAAGAGGGAACUAAGCACUGUUUUGAGAACAAUAGGAACUUCUCUUUAGACGAACAAAGCAUGAAGGCAGGAUCUGCGCUCUGUGGUUCAUGGGAUGACAACGAUGCAGUCGAAAACAAGACACAAACCCAAAACCAGCAAUUAAGCUUCCAUGAAGAGGAUUGCAGAGAGAAUGACUUUGAGCUAUGUGAAGGCAUCCAUAAAAUGAGCAACGAACAAGCUGAAGAUGUCAAUGUGCUGGAAAUGGUUCUACCAGAAGGAACUCACUAUGAUCUGGAUACACUGAGCUCAACUGCAAAUGAGAGCUCAACAUUAAAAGAGGAAGGAAUGGAGCCUGACAGAACUGGGGAACAUGUUCCAGAUGAUGAGCAGCUCAAUCGUUUUAGUGGCGUACAGUCAACAUUGCAAGACUGGCCAGUAAAAUCCACCCCAAUCAAUAGAGGAGAGGAGUCCCAAUCAAUAGAGGAGAUAAAAGAAUUUACAGAAGAAGAUCAUGAGGACCAUGAGAGAAACGAGGAAGGUUUAGCAGAGUACCCUUCUGAUCUGUCUCAAAGUGACAGUGGAGACAGCAGUGAAGGGCCCGAGGGUGGACAAUCCAAUCACAUGGACGUCAAGCAAGCUGAGGUGCAAGCUGUAGGCCUAGGUUCGUCCUAUGAGACAAAGAACCCAGAAGAAUUUCCUUACAGUGUUGUAACAUCAAGGGAAGAUUAUGAUGUCCAAAAGAAAGAUGAAUGUAUGGAUCCUGCAGACAUGCUCACCUGUGUCAGGAAUGAGGAUCUGUACGUGGAGACAACAACCGGAAAAUCAGAAGAUGACACAUUGCUCCAGAAAGAUGCUGAAUUGCACAGUGAGAUUUCAAACAUUGGGGAAAGUUCUGAUUAUGGAAUCUCUGAGAAUUUCCAAUUAAAAUCCAUUGAGUCCCAGCCAGACAACGACAGUGAUUUCAGCAGUGAUGGUGACGACUACUGCAAAAAUCAAGUCUCAGAAGACAAAAACACACCUGUCCAGAAACAGGAGCACACCUUCACAAAGGACUUUGCUACAGACUGGCACAGUAUUGAGCAUGAAGCAGUGGAUGGAGUGGUCAAAGAUAUCUUGCAACUACGGAAGUGUAAUGUAUCCAGCAUUCUGGCGUCUCAAGGAACUGUAAUAGAAGGUUCUACUGAGACUGAUUCAUAUGAAAACAUAAGCAUUGUUGACUCUUUGAACAACAAAGAAUAUAACAGUGAACAUUCAGAAGUUUCAGAUACUGGAGAAAAUAUUAACACUUUGUUACCUGGGACGUUUUGGUCCCAGGACAAUCUGAAGCUUGAUGAAUAUGACUGGGAAAUUAAUGGAGAAGAAGUGAUCUGUGAUGAAGAGGACAAUUACCUAAAAGAGCUGGAGAACGAAGAGGAGGUAACUGAGAGAGACUGGGAGAAAGAAAAGGCAAGAAUUGAAGCAUUUAACAGAUACUACGAGUCUGUUGAAGGCGAAGAAAACAAGGGGAGAAGCCACAAAGUCACAUUUUGUUUGGAACCAGAAUCCUCUCAGUAUGAGGAAGAUAGUUGCAGCAGUGAAGAGGAACCGAGCACAAUAGGUUGCAUCAGUGAAUUGCAUCUUCCAGAGUCCAGUUCAAUCAAACAAGACCAAAGCAACAAAGAAGACAGCCGUGAACCCUCACACAUCAGAGAAAAUAGCAGUGUCCUUCUGAUGGAUGAGGACAACAUGAAGCUUGAUGAUUAUGAUUGCAACAUUAAUGAAGAGGUUAAAACUGACUCAAGUAUGUUCGGUGAUGACGAUCACGAUUUCUUGGAGAAGCUUAAAAUUGAAAUAGAGAGAGAUAUGAAACAGGAACAAGCAAGAAUUGAUGCAUCUAACAGAUAUUAUGAAGAGGAUCAAAGUGAGGCCACAGACAGGAGUCACAAAGUUAUGCUCAGAUUUCGCCAACAGUCUUCUCAAAAUGAAGAAGAUAAUGAUAGCAGUGAACAGGAAUCAAACACAGAGGAUGACACUGCCAGCGUCCUGAGGACUGAGGACCAAAGUGAUUCUGAUGAACCAAAUGAGAGACGCUUGUACACAGGAAGGUACAAAGUCUUACCAAAGGCGGUGCAAAAGGCAGACAAGCAGCUGAAGGAACAACCUAAGAGAAAUAAGUGCGUUGUGCUGCUGAGUUCAGUGUUAGCCGCGAGCCUAGCGACGGCGGUGGGUGUACUUUCUUACUGGUGGGCCACAGACAGCCUGGACCGGAUCUACUGAAUUCACACGAAUCUUUAAUAUUCAACAUAAUUCAAAACACACGCACGCACACACACACACACACACAUGCACGAAUCAAGGCCUCUGCAAGUAUGACUGAUAAACCACGGCAAAACAUCUCAUGAAACAAAUCAGCAGACUGAGACAAAACCAACUUUAUUUCCUUACAGUAUGCAACCUAAUAUUGUAAUGUUUGAACAGAGUUUUGAAAUACAGCUUCGAAAAAUGUUUAUAUCUUUUCAUAUAAUUAUCCCUAUUUUCUUACAUAAACCACAUCUAGAUAGAUUCAUCUUUCUCCUUUUUACUGGGAAUAGUGAUACAUUUGCAGAUGUAAGUGGUCUCUGGGCUCUACAGGAAACCUGUACAAACAAGCGCUUUCAAUGUAAAACUGACCUGGAAAAACAAAACUAAUAAAUGCAAUCCAUAACUUUUCAAUUCCUUUA
Molecule: messenger RNA, 3124 nt
Organism: Puntigrus tetrazona (Sumatra barb)
Lineage: Eukaryota; Metazoa; Chordata; Actinopteri; Cypriniformes; Cyprinidae
Product: midasin
Exons: 8
Coding region: 243-2681 (812 amino acids)
Source: RefSeq, a predicted model, not a curated record